AUGUUUACACGCUUUUUGAUGGACUGCCACGGAGAUGGCCUUGCUCCUCUUCACUCUCCGCACUUCGCACCCAUCCCACCUCCAGGUCAGAUCUCGCCGCCCACCACGGCCGCGCACAAUGGGCUCUGCACAUUCGUCCCACUCCUCCAUCUCUACCGCGGCCGACGAAGGCGACGAUGAUCCAUCGACUGCCUCAGCCUCGGAGCCCUCGGCCCGGCCCCCUCCCGCCCAAGCGCCGGCUCCACCGGCCUCUGCGUCCAAGGUGCUGGAGCAGGAGCCCGAGGUGCUACCCUGCCGAGCCGCCGACUCGCCGCUCUCGCCGCAACCAUCCGUAACGGGCACCCCACGCCUCCUCGGCCCCAACAUCAAGGUCUGGGACCCCUGCCACGUGCUCCUUCCCCCACCGUCGCUGCACCAGCACCUCCCGCAGCAGGGGAGGACGGAGGCGCUGCUGGAGGUGGUAAUAGUUAGCCACGGGGAAUGUGCGUUCGCGAUGCGACCCGACCUGGUUGGUGGGCGAUGGCCGGCAGUGGCCCUCACGGCGCGCGGGGAGCGACAGGCGCGCGCUCUGUCAGUGUUCCUGCGCUCCCGUGGUUCGCAGCUGGCCGCUGCGUGGACGUCGCCCCUCGACCGUUCCCGCGCUACUGCUGAACUUGUCUGCCGGGAACUUGAUUUUCCAGAGGAGCAGAUCCAAGUAUCUGAUGCUUUGACUGAGAUGAGUCAUGGUCAGUGGGAGGGUUGCCCAAAAUCAGAAAUUUAUACCCCAGAAAUGGUUAAUCUGAUGGACAGCACCCAGCCUGAUUUCUCAGCACCUUCAGGAGAGUCACUCAGGCAGGUGCAGUUCAGGAUGAUGGAGUUCCUGAACCGAACAAUCAUAAGGUUACCAGAAAAGGUGGCAAUGGGGGAUACACUAUCACAACAAAAUGACGCAAAGGGUUUAUCUCGGCAGAGCUCCACCAAUUCUGUCCAAGAUGGCCCAUCUUGGGAUUUGCUUUACAGGCUCAAUCGGCAUAGCCUCCAAAGGAAGAAAUCUGGUAAAAGCCGUCUCCAGUUUGUCACUUCGGUUGACAAUGAUACCGAGGAUGAGUUCUCCCUGAAAGACAUAAACCAAAGGCAUCACCUUCACGAAACAAGUCUGGGGAGCUCUACAACCUCCAUUGCAAUUUUCAGCCAUGCAAUCCCUAUUCGAUGUCUCCUUGCGGGCUUGCUGGACUGCAACCCUGUGAUGUCUCAGAGGAUAUGUAUAGACGAUUCAUCUGUCACUGUUCUUGAACAUUCGCUUAGAACCGGGUGGCGAAUAAAGAGGCUAAAUGAUACUGGGCAUCUCAGGCUUCUCUAGCUGCAAGCUGUUGCGCUGCAGCUGGAAUCUAACUGAUGUGUGUUUAUGUGUCGUAAAGAAACCAUCAGAUCAUAUUAUGCAAAUCAGAAGCUAUGGUUGUCGGUUCAUGUUCACCUAUGCCUCAAUGGGGAAUGCAAGUCCUCCGAUUGUUGUUGUUUUGCAUUUAUUACCAUGCCUAAAUUCCGGGAAGAACUGCCCUGUGAUUGUGUUACCCUGUGAUUGUUAAUCAAUAUUUUAUCAAGUGUAAUUUCCAACUCA
Messenger RNA from Triticum urartu, 1597 nucleotides. RefSeq lists its product as uncharacterized. NCBI's taxonomy places the organism in Eukaryota, Viridiplantae, Streptophyta, Magnoliopsida, Poales, Poaceae. The record is from RefSeq and is a predicted model, not a curated record.